AUGGCCUCUGCGAAACGGAAGAAUGGCGUAGCUCCCUCCAAAAGUGGAGAAAAUGGACCCAACAAGCGUCGUCGAGUCGACACCACGAAGCAGAAACGUCAGCCAUUGAGCGAAAGGAAUGCGAAGCUCGCUACUGUUGCGUCCGCAUCCUCCAAGCUGUCCACCAUCUCUGCAGUCACAGAUGAGCCACCAGCAUUCCCGCGAGGCGGUGCGGGAGUUUUGACACCAUUAGAGAAAAAGCAGAUUCGGGCAAAGGCGGACAGAGAUGUCUUGAUAGAACAAAAGAGGGCACAAGCCACGGAUUUUUUCGAUUUACAGGAUCGUGACCAAAGCUUAUUGAGCGAGGACGAGGAAAAUGAUAUCCUGGGAGAUGACAAUAAAAUCUUGAAGUCGAAGCCAAAGCAAUCCUCCAAGAGACGAAAAGUGCAGGAAGCAGAGCUAGAUCUGGCGCCUCGAAUCGAAGGACUGAACUACAAAAGAAUCGCUCCGGGCUCGCUUAUUCUUGGUAGGGUUGCCAAAGUCAAUCCCAAGGACCUAGCAGUCUCUCUUCCCAAUAACCUGACCGGCUAUGUUCCAAUGACAGCAGUUUCUGAACGGCUUACUGCCAAGAUUGAAUCACUCGUGGCCAAAGAUGUCGAGGAGGAUGAGGAGAACAAUGGAUCUGCUGAUGAAGAAGACGUUGUCGAGCUGAGCCAAUACUUUCGUCCUGGUCAAUGGGUCCGAGUUGCAGUGACCUCGACGGUAGAGGAGGCGCUUUCAACAUCAAAGGCCAAGAAGCGUAUUGAGCUUUCACUCGAUCCAGUGUUGACGAAUCGCGGGCUCGCUUGGAAAGACCUCGUCGCGAAUUGCACGCUUCAAGCUUCAGUCAGUAGUAUCGAAGACCACGGCGUCGUCGUAGACAUUGGUUUAUCUGAUGCGGAGGCCAAAGGCUUCAUACCCAGUCAAGAGUUGCAUCAUGGCUUGGAAAUCUCCCAGAUGAAACCUGGUAUGGUUCUUCUCUGCCUUGUAAAGAGUCUCGCAGCAGGUGGACGCAUCGUCAGACUGUCUACUCAACUUCAGAACUUCGGAAAGAAAACUACUUCGCACACACUGGGCACGGCCCCUAGUAUCAAUUCAUUCUUACCAGGCACUUUGGUGGAGAUCCUGCUGUCCAACGUUACCGCCGCGGGUCUUGCUGGUAAAGUCAUGGGUCACUUAGAUGUAACUUCCGAUCUUGUCCAAUCUGGUGCAAGGUCAGCUUGCUCCUCGCUUGAGAAGGUUUACACACCUGGGACGAAGAUUGCAGGUCGCCUUAUAUGCACAUUCCCGGUGUCCGAUUCGAAGAAGCUCGGCUUUUCGGUCCUCGAUCAUGUUAUACAAGCAGAUACAAAUAUCCCUGAGGCUGACAUGCAAAAGACUGCCAAGCACGCUUUGCAUGUGUCGUCCGUCGUUAACGAAGCGAAGGUUGUUAGAGUUGAGCCUGGGCUUGGCGUGUACUUCACACUGGGAUCUGAAUCUUUAGAGGGAUUUGCUCAUAUAUCUAGAUUGAGUGAUUCCAAGCUCGAUGCUCUUUCCGCCGACAGCGGACCAUUUAAGAUUGGAACGAAGCACAAGGCGCGUGUUUUGGACCACAAUGCGGUGGACAACCUUUUUAUCCUAUCUUUGCAAGCGACCGUGAUUCAACAGCCCUUUCUGCGAGUCGAAGAUGUUAGCGUGGGCGAAGUGGUCAAGGGCAGGGUAGAAAAGCUCAUCACCGACGAACAUGGCUUGAAAGGCCUGAUAUUACACCUGGCUGAAGGUGUCACUGGUUUUGUCCCGAGAAUUCAUCUAUCCGACACCCAACUGCAUAACCCGGAGAAGAAAUUCCGUGAAGGUACCACCGUCUCAGCCCGAGUUCUAUCAACCGACGUUGUCAGGAGACAAGUGCGCUUGACACUGAAGAAGUCUCUUGUGAACAGCGACCUGAAACCUUGGACGGAGUACAGGCAGAUAAGUGAUGGAGCAUAUUCAUUGGGAACCUUGGUCAAGGUGCUGCCAAACGGUGCCGUGGUACAAUUCUACGGCUCUGUAAGGGGGUUUCUUCCUGUAGCGGAAAUGAGCGAGGCAUAUAUCAAGGAUGCUACGCAGCACUUCCGUAUUGGACAGGUGCUCAACGUUAAUUGUUUGCAUGUCGAUGCUGAGCAAUCGAAGUUGACGGUCUCUUGUAGAGACCCUUCAGCCACUCCACAUCAACAUUUCCAUGCAGUAAGCCCUGGCAAUGUCGUCAAGGGCACAGUCUUCGAGAAGUCAGAAGACGAUUUACUGCUACGUCUAACAGAUACAGAUAUCAUUGCGCGAUUGGAACUCGACCAUAUAUCUGAUGGAUCGCUAAAGAAGCGACAAGCGGCUCUAAACAAAACAAGAGUUGGUCAGCAGCUCUCCGAGCUGCUUGUUCUAGAAGUACAGGCCAAGCGUCGGCUCGUCAGAUUGUCUAACCGAGCUAGCUUGUUGAAAGCGUCUAAGGACGGCAGUCUCCUUCACGGAUUCCAAGACGCCCGAGAAGGCAAGAAGGUAACGGGCUUUGUUUCUAACAUUACCCCAGACGCUGUGUUUGUCUCUUUCGCCGCAGGUUUGACAGGAUUUUUAUCCAAGAGUCAAAUACCAGCCGAAUCACUUCAGCUUCCAGACUUUGGUCUCACGCGGUUGCAGACUGUUACAUCGACAAUUUCUUCUAUCGAUUAUAAAGGUCCCCAUCCACGAUUCUGGCUCAGUCUCAAGGCUGAAUCUGGGAAGAGUAUCAAAGGAAAUGGCACAGUAGAACAGACUCAGGCCCUGACUGAUGUUGUUGACGGUAGCACGACUUCUAUCGAAGACUUCAAGGUCGGCACGGUGACAAAGGCACGAAUAACAUCCGUGAAAGAUACACAAGUCAACGUUGAGCUGGCGAAGAACGUGCUAGGUAGAAUUGAUGUAUCCGAAAUCUUCGAUAAGUGGGAGGAUAUCAAAGACAGAAAAAAGCCUCUGCGAGUAUUUUCGACGAAACAGGUGUUGCCUGUUCGAAUACUAGGAGCGCACGAUGCACGUAAUCAUCGAUUUCUUCCCAUCAGCCACCGUGCAGGCAAAAGGCCCCUUUUCGAGCUCUCGGCUAAGCCAACCUAUGUGAACAGCAGUGAUCCGGAAGUACUAACCCUCGACAAGGUUCAAGUAGGUUCUUUCUGGAUAGCUUUUGUCAACAACAUUGCUGAGAACUGUUUGUGGGUCAACAUCUCACCAAAUGUGCGAGGCAGAAUUCGUGCCAUUGAUGUGUCGGACGAUUUGUCCCUUGUGGCAGACCUGGAAGAAAAUUUCCCGGUCGGCUCCGCUUUGAAGGUUCAAGUCAUCUCUGUGGAUGUUGAGAAGAAUCAUCUGGAUUUGACUGCUAAAGCUAGUGGCGCUGCCAACCAAAUAAGUCUGAAAGAGCUUUCGAGAGGCAUGAUUCUACCAGGUCGUGUCACAAAAACGUCGGAUCGACAGGUCCUCGUCCAAUUGAGCGACAGCAUCGUAGGCGCGGUCAACCUCAUUGACUUGUCAGAUGACUACGCAAAAGCAAAUCCUAUGGUCUUCCAGAAGAAUGACAUUGUCCGUGUUUGCGUGGUGGAGGUUGACAUACCAAACAAAAAGGUCCUCCUUUCACUUCGGCCGUCGAAGGUUCUGAGCUCCUCACUCCCUGUUGAAGAUGCUGAGAUCACCUCCCCACAUCAAUUGCAUGUCAAUGACGUGGUCAGGGGUUUCAUCUGCAACGUUGCCGACACAGGUCUGUUCAUAACACUGGGCCAUGGGGUUACUGCUUUCGUACGGGUCUCCAAUCUCUCUGACUCGUAUAUCAAAGAAUGGAAAGAUGAAUUCCAGCGAGAUCAGCUUGUGAGGGGCAAGAUCAUUUCUCUUGAUGUUGAGACUGGCCAAGUUCAGAUGAGCCUCAAGGAGUCAGUAAUGAAAUCGGAUUACGUUGUUCCAACGACUUUUAACGACCUGAAAGUAGGGCAGAUUGUGACGGGCAAGGUUGCUAAAGUGGAAGACUUUGGAGUGUUUAUUGUUAUUGAUAAUUCUGCUAAUGUGCGCGGACUCUGUCAUCGAAGCGAGAUAGCCGAACAGCGGGUAGAUGACGCUCGGAAACUAUUCAGCGAAGGCGAUUUGGUCAAGGCUAAAGUGUUGAGACUUGACCCUGAAACCCGAAGAAUCAGCUUGGGACUGAAAGCGCGACAUUUCAUUGAUGAAAAGGAGGAGCGACUUUCCAACAAUGAGGACAGAGACACGUGGGAUAAAACAUCUCAGGCCGAAAAUGAGUCGCCUAGGGAGGAUGAAGAUGGCGACAGCUCCACUGACGACAAUGGAGGAGCCGGGCUUGACAACGAAAUGUCAGAUGACGACGAAGAUAUUCUCAACAUCCAGCACAAUGGGGACAUAGAUUCAUCCGCGAGCGAAAAUGACGACCAGUCUGAAACCGAAACAACUACCAAGUCCGGUCUGGUAGCGGGUCUCCAAAUCGGUGGUUUCGACUGGCAAGGCCUGUCAGCUCUGCCGAAUACCAAGAACAACUCGACGCCAUCCUCAGACACCGAGCAACUCCAUCCUAAGCACAAAAAGAAGCGCAAACCCACCAUCCAAGCCGAUCUAACCGGCGACCUCGAUACCCACGGCCCACAAUCCACAGACGACUACGAACGGCUCCUGCUCUCUGAGCCCGACUCCUCUCUCCUCUGGCUGCAGUACAUGGCCUUCCACCUCGAGCUGGGUGAGAUUGAUACCGCCCGUGGUAUCGCUCAACGCGCCCUCAAAUCCAUCAGCCCCCUCGGCGGACAAUCCGAGUCCGAAAAGCUCAACAUCUGGAUCGCGCUACUCAACCUCGAAAACGCCUAUGGCGACGACGAUACCAUCGAAACGACCUUCAAAUCUGCCUGCCAAGUCAACGAUGCGCAGGAGAUCCACGAACGCCUUGCAAGCAUCUACAUCCAAUCCGGCAAACAUGACAAAUCGGAUCAACUUUUCCAGGUCAUGCUCAAGAAAUUCGGGUCUGCAGAUCCGAAGGUCUGGCUCAAUUACGCCGCUUUCCUGUUCGACACGCUGAGCGAGCCGGAGAGGGGCCGUGCGUUGCUAAGCCGAGCACUGCAGACUCUGCCGCCUACGACGCAUGUAGACAUUACGGCUAAGUUUGCGGCGUUGGAGUUUAGAUCCUCUACGGGCCUGGCAGAGAGAGGUCGAACCAUCUUCGAGGGCUUGUUGGAUAGUUUUCCGAAGCGGGUGGAUCUUUGGAACGUGCUGUUGGAUUUGGAGAUGAGGUAUGGAGGAGAUGACCAAAAGGGGCACGUGAGGAGGCUGUUUGAGAGGAUUUUGGAUGGCGACACCGCGGCGAAGAAGGCGAGGAUUAAGAAUAAGCAGGCCAAAUUCUUUUUCAAGAGGUGGUUGGAGUUUGAGGAGAAAGAAGGGGACGAGAGGAGUGUGGAGGUGGUAAAGAAGAGGGCGGAGAUAUGGGUUCGGAGUCAGGGGCAGACAGGCUGA
Endocarpon pusillum Z07020 is the source of this 5493-nucleotide messenger RNA. RefSeq lists its product as uncharacterized. The record is from RefSeq and is a predicted model, not a curated record. Gene Ontology annotation, biological process: rRNA processing. Lineage: Eukaryota; Fungi; Ascomycota; Eurotiomycetes; Verrucariales; Verrucariaceae. Gene Ontology annotation, cellular component: small-subunit processome; nucleolus. Bases 1 to 5493 code for a protein of 1830 amino acids. Gene Ontology annotation, molecular function: protein binding; RNA binding. The transcript has a single exon.